CUUAUUCGUUUCGUAUCUGCUAAACUUAUCGAGAUCUGGAGAGAAAGACAGUUGAAAAUUCGAAAAUGAAGCUCGGGAUCAUCAUUGUGUCUUUGCUAAUGUUGGUACUCGUCUCCGGGUCCGGGGAUCAUUCGACUAAAUCCUCACCUGCUCCGGCACCAGAUCUAGCCGCCGACGCUGUAGAUUCACCUCCAAUCCACGCACCUACUCCUGAACUUGGUUCUCCUCCGUCUGUUAAUUCGCCUUCACCGGCAGAACCUCCGAUUCACUACUCUUCUCCACCGGAACCUGAACACUCUCCAUCUCAUUCUCCGUCAGAGUCUCCAUUGACGUCUCCUCCAAUGCCGGAUGAUCAUUCAACUCCUUCCUCUCCGUCUCCAUCUCCCGUAGCUAGUGACGUGAACCACAGCGACAUUACUGGAGUCGAAGAGAAGAGAUCAUCGGGAGGCGGUGGAAUGAGCGGCGGGACGAAGGCUGGGGUGGCGUUUGGGACUAUCGCGGCGGUGUGUGUGGUUGGUUUAGCAGGAUUUGUGUAUAAGAAACGGCAGGAUAAUAUUCGCAGAUCUCGCUACGGUUACGCCGCCAGAGAUAUUCUGUAAACUGUUCGAGAGAGAGAGGAGAGGUCCGGCGAGGCUUAGCUUAUGUUUAUUUUGAAAAACAUUUAUUCAUAUCUUUUUAAAAACUUUAUGAUCCACCCUUUUAAUUUAUUUCCGAUUUUCAUGUUCUUAAAAAGUUAAUUAAUUCAUAAGUGAUAGCUUCUAUAUUUAUCUUCGGAUGCCAAUAAAUUGCAAACUAUUAAUGGCAAAUCUAUCAAAAGACAAAUAAUUUUUUUUGACAAAAU
This is a messenger RNA of Eruca vesicaria subsp. sativa (arugula), 841 nucleotides long. Lineage: Eukaryota; Viridiplantae; Streptophyta; Magnoliopsida; Brassicales; Brassicaceae. The record is from the annotation of a GenBank genome assembly.